AUGGCUUGUCGUCCUAAUGUUUAUGAAAGUGGAUAUGAAGAAUCGAGAUUUAAGAUUGCUGUUGAUGAAAAUUUUUACUGUUCAAUUUGUCUGAAUGUCAUGAAAGAUGCCAGAAUGUGCCAUAAUCAACACAGUUUUUGUCGUGAAUGUAUUGAAGAACAUCUACGAGUUAAUGCACAAAGAUGUCCUCAAUGUCAAGAUAAUUUAACUGUAGCUACGCUUCAUCCAGCGCGUGUUAUAAAUAACGUGAUUUCAAAGUUAAAGAUCAACUGCGACUACGCCAGUCGUGGUUGUCCUGAAUUUAUAAAUGUCGAAGAUCUUGAAAGACAUGUUGAAAAUUGUGGUUUUGCUCCAGUGUUGUGUCUAAUGAACGUUGUGGUCUGGAAAUAA
Molecule: messenger RNA, 390 nt
Organism: Xenia sp. Carnegie-2017
Lineage: Eukaryota; Metazoa; Cnidaria; Anthozoa; Malacalcyonacea; Xeniidae
Product: TNF receptor-associated factor family protein DDB_G0273435/DDB_G0273505-like
Exons: 1
Coding region: 1-390 (129 amino acids)
Biological process (GO): regulation of canonical NF-kappaB signal transduction; tumor necrosis factor-mediated signaling pathway; protein K63-linked ubiquitination
Cellular component (GO): plasma membrane signaling receptor complex
Source: RefSeq, a predicted model, not a curated record